GGGAAGAAGAAUAGGAGCUGGAGAUCUCUGCAUGGAAACAUUUCUGAAUGCUUUGGAAAAAUUUCAGCAUUUAAGCUGGUUGAAGGAGCUGAUGUUUGAAUCCUGAGAGACACAAGAGACGUAUUCAGUAUGGCCAGUCAAGUAGGAAAGCACACAGACCUUCACCACUGCUCAUACUGUGGGAAGAGAUUCGCUCAGCCGAGGAGUUUACGGCUGCACCAACGCAUUCACACGGGAGAGAAACCUUUCCAUUGCUUAGAGUGUGGAAAAACUUUCAGUCACAGCUUUAAUCUCAAACAGCAUCAGCGCCUCCACACGGGAGAGAAACCGUUUGUCUGUUUACUGUGUGGAAGCAGAUUUAGAUACAAAAGUAACCUCAAUACACACCAACGCAUCCAUACAGGUGAAAAGCCGUAUCAGUGUUCACACUGCGGAAAGAAUUUUGCUGACAUGACCUAUUUCCAAAAACACAAACAGACCCACACGAUGGAAAAGUCGCAUCGCUGCUCACAGUGCGGGAAGAGUUUUGGUUUAGAGAGCAUCCUCCUCGAGCACCAGCGCAUCCACACUGGGCAACAACCGUAUCACUGUUCACAGUGCGAGAAGAGUUUUAAUCACGAGCGAUCCCUGCAGCGUCACCAGAGUAUUCACACUGGAGAGAAGCCGUAUCACUGCUCACAGUGCGGCAAGAGUUUCAACCGGGAGUGUAAUUUCCAGCAUAAACGCAUUCACACAGGAGAGAAACCAUACAGCUGUUCAGAGUGCGGGAAGAGUUUUAUUCAUCAUAGCUACCUCAAAGUGCACCAGCGGAUUCACACUGGAGAGAAGCCGUAUCACUGCUCACAGUGCGGCAAGAGUUUCAACCGGGAGUGUAAUUUCCAAACGCAUAAACGCAUUCACACAGGAGAGAAACCAUACAGCUGUUCAGAGUGCGGGAAGAGUUUUAUUCAUCAUAGCUACCUCAAAGUGCACCAGCGGAUUCACACUGGAGAGAAGCCGUAUCAGUGCUCACAGUGUGGCAAGAAUUUUAAUCGGAAAAGUAAUCUCAAUGUACAUCAGCGCGUUCACAUGGGAAAGUACGUGGAUUUCAGUUCCAGGAGGGCUGGUGGUAACCCAGCUAUUAGUGUUGCACAAGGCAGAGACACAAGAGACGUAUUCAGUAUGGCCAGUCAAGUAGGAAAGCACACAGACCUUCACCACUGCUCAUACUGUGGGAAGAGAUUCGCUCAGCCGAGGAGUUUACGGCUGCACCAACGCAUUCACACUGGAGAGAAACCUUUCCAUUGUUUAGAGUGUGGAAAAACUUUCACUCAGAGCUUUCAUCUCAAACAGCAUCAGCGCCUCCACACAGGAGAGAAACCGUUUGUCUGUUUACUGUGUGGAAGCAGAUUUAGAUACAAAAGUAACCUCAAAACACACCAACGCAUCCAUACAGGUGAAAAGCCGUAUCAGUGUUCACACUGCGGAAAGAGUUUUGCUGACAUGACCUAUUUCCAAAAACACAAACAGACCCACAUGGUGGAAAAGUCGCAUCGCUGCUCACAGUGCGGGAAGAGUUUUGGUUUAGAGAGCGUCCUCCUCGAGCACCAGCGCAUCCACACAGGGGAACAACCGUAUCACUGUUCACAGUGCGAGAAGAGUUUUAAUCACGAGCGAUCCCUGCAGCGUCACCAGAGUAUUCACCGAGGAGAGAAGCCGUAUCACUGCUCACAGUGCGGCAAGAGUUUCAACCGGGAGUGUAAUUUCCAAACGCAUAAACGCAUUCACACAGGAGAGAAACCAUACAGCUGUUCAGAGUGCGGGAAGAGUUUUAUUCAUCGUAGCGACCUCAGAGUGCACCAGCGGAUUCACACUGGAGAGAAGCCGUAUCAGUGCUCACAGUGUGGGAAGAAUUUUAAUCGGAAAAGUAAUCUCAAUGUACAUCAGCGCAUUCACACGGGAAAGUAGCCUUGUAGCUGUUUAGACUGUGGAGUUUUUAU
Silurus meridionalis is the source of this 1979-nucleotide messenger RNA. RefSeq names its product zinc finger protein 658B-like. NCBI's taxonomy places the organism in Eukaryota, Metazoa, Chordata, Actinopteri, Siluriformes, Siluridae. Gene Ontology annotation, biological process: negative regulation of transcription by RNA polymerase II; regulation of immune system process; regulation of cytokine production. The record is from RefSeq and is a predicted model, not a curated record.